This is a messenger RNA of Mollisia scopiformis, 2961 nucleotides long. RefSeq lists its product as uncharacterized. The record is from RefSeq and is a predicted model, not a curated record. The coding region runs from base 1 to 2961 and encodes 986 amino acids. The transcript has 5 exons. Lineage: Eukaryota; Fungi; Ascomycota; Leotiomycetes; Helotiales; Mollisiaceae.
AUGCCUAGUGAUAUCCACGAUGGAUCCCAAGGGGCUAAAGAGAUAUAUAACUCGGCUUCGGGAGCCUCUGACGAAAACCAGAAGUUGGAAUUCAUAUAUACCAAUCUUUCUGAUCUGAGUGUCGGCCUUGACACAAGUACCCGCCGCAAAACUGCAGGCGUUCGAUUCGUUGCCUCUGGAUUGCCCAGGGAUGCUCUGUCUUUGGCAGAUCUUGCCGCAAAGUGUCGACAAGACUGCCUUCAACUCUUAGAAAUUGUCUCUCGCAUAAGGACUAGAGCCAGCUCCGGCCCAAAGAUGUGGAGAAGCUUUCGCGUGGCCUUGACGGAGGUGUUGAAAGCGAAUGAGAUUGAGAGACUGGAGGAACGCAUUGGAAGCUACCAGAGAUUAAUGGUCUUGCAUCUUUGUUCCGCGUCGAAGGGAACAAUAGAUGGGAUAGAUGCCCAGAUAAAAGCGAUUCGUUUUGAGUCUUGUGUCACUCAAAAUCAGAGAUCUCAACAAAUUAAUCAGAUCUCGCAGACACUUGAAAGCAUCCACAGCUAUAUCUCUAGAAUCUUAUCGGACCGAAACAAGAAACAUCUAUCGGGUGACGAGAUAGAACAAUUAACAACGAGAGUGUCUGAGCUCUCUCUUGCUAGCGAAGAGUACGCCACACAAAAUAAGUUGCUGAGUAGUCUCAACUACGAACAACGGCCUGCAAGGCAUGAGAGCAUAACUGAUGCUCACAAGAAGACGCUCAUUUGGAUGUUCUCGUCUUGUAGUUCUGAGAGCGGCGAGAAGAACAAUUUUGCGGAAUGGCUACGCGAGGGGAAAUCAACUUUCAUGAAGUUCGUUGCCGAUAACCGAGUCACCGAUAAUCUUUUAUCACAAUGGGCGCACCCUAAAGAUAUCAUUAAGGCUUGCCACUACUUUUGGAGCCCAGGUACAGAUAUCCAGAGGUCGCAAGAUGGAUUACUCCGUUCGCUUCUUUAUGACAUUCUUUGCCGAAUUCCAGGCUUGAUCAAGGUUGUCUGCCCAGAAAGAUGGUUGCAGAUAUGCUCUAGCAGACAAUCGGCGCUGCCGUGGCUGUUGCCAGAGCUUCAGGAGACCAUUAGAAUGAUAGCAGAGCAAAGCGAACUUCCUUUCAAGCUCUGUCUUUUUGUCGAUGGCCUAGACGAGUUCGGUGGAGACCAUUCGUUACUCUGCGAAUUGUUGACUCAGCUUAGUCGUUGCCCUAGCAUCAAACUUGUUGUUUCAAGUCGCCCUUGGAAUACCUUUGAAACCUAUUUUGGAAGGAAUUCUACCAGAAAGCUCUACUUGCACGAUCUGACUCGAGAUGACAUCCGUAACUACGCAGAGAGCCAACUUCUCGAACAUCCCAAUUGGAACGUUCUGAAGACUGAAUCAGGCCAUUGCCAAGCAGUCUGGUUAGUUGAUGAAGUCACUAGCCGGUCUCGAGGUGUCUUUCUUUGGGUGUUCCUUGCAACACAAUUACUCAGAGACGGGUUAACCAACUACGACACGCUUCUGGAUUUGAAGGACAGGCUUGAGAGAAUCCCUGAUGAUCUUAGUGUCUUCUUCAGACACAUGCUGGAGUCCGUGGAAUCAUUCUAUCACGACAAGAUGGCCGGCACACUUCAGAUUGCUUUAGCUGCAAAGGAGCCCCUCCCUAUCCUAGUUUACAGCUUCCAUGAUUUAGGAUAUGAGGAUAAAUUCUAUGCAAUGAAAGAAAAAGUGCAACCAUGGACUAAACAAGAACUGGAUGCAUUUCAACAACCAUUUUCGCGCCGCCUCAACGCUCGAUGUAAAGGACUGCUCGAAAUCCAAGGACGCAAUGUCGAGUUUCUUCAUCGCACAGUUCGGGACUAUUUCCGAACUGCAGAGAUGCAAGAUUUCCUUGCCAGCAAAAGAGUCGAUGAUGUUGAUCCACAGUGCUCGAUACUCCAAGCAUACGUCGCAUGGAUCAAGCAUAAGACUUUCUUUGGAAGUUCUCAACCUACUCGACUGCUUCGGAUUGGCGUAGUUGAUUAUAUCGAGCACAAGUUGGACGAGGAUGUUACGUUUUUAGACACUCUUGAUGUGCCGCCGUUGGCGAUUGCCCUUGGACUUGAUCGGAAGCUCGAGUCUGGCAUUCACCGAGGUUGGUGCAUUCAUCGGGUGAACGUUCUUCGUUGUCUCCUUCGCAGAAGGCAUAAUUCAAACCAGGAGUUUUCAUGGGCCAAAGAUGGUAUCAGAGAGACCCCGUGGUCCACUUUUACUGCCAAUCUUUUGAGAGACGGCCUUGAGAUCGAAACUCAAGAACUUUUCGAAGCAUUGGAGAAGGGAGUCAUCUCCUUGCUUUUGGAAUUUGGCGCGAGUCCCAACUUAACUUUGGUGACAUCUGAACCAAAGUGGUAUUUGUCCCCUUUUGUUACCGUCUGCGAGGUUCCACUUUGGGUAGGGUUUUUUCUCUUCAUCUAUUCGACAUCCGAUCUUGUGGAACAUGCGCAAUCUUACCUCCAAGCACUGGACAUGCUACUGGCCAAAGCAGACUUGGAUACGGUCAACCAUGGUUUAAGUCCUUUCCAAAACGACUUGGGAGAAAAGAAGCUAUCUACCCAAGCCAAGACCGAUAUGACAGCAAGAUGUGCGGUGUUUCACAUUAUCGGUCGCUCACUGCAACGCAUGGUCAACGUGUCUGCUUGCCAAACAUACAACUAUCCUCAUUUGCAGCUCCUUGCAAAAGCAAUCGGAGCUUUUCUCAUACAUGCGGCUCAUCCUUCUCUACCUAUUGUUCAGGUCCAAGGCAAUAUUCAACACAUAUUCCCACCAAGCUUAGAAAAAUACCUCUUAGACAUCAUCCGCACUCAUUAUCCGGCUAAGAAUAAUAGCUCUAAAAGUUGCAAAAGAGGGGCCUCAACUAACGAUAGCGCAGAGAGUACAGAAAGAGAAGUGAUUAGAUGGAAAAGGUCGAAAACACAAAGCCAAUCAUCAAUCCAAAGCUAG